AGGAAGUAAACGCGUUAACUUGUCCAUUUUUUCUGGAGUUUCUUUCAAAUUCUAUUUGAAUGACUGAAUCUUAUACGUGGGCGAUAUAAGAAGAUGAUCCCUUUAUGCGAGAUGAACAGAGCUCGCAUUUAUUUGUGGCAUUGACACUAAAAGCCAGUGGAUUACACUGUCACGUGGUGGCAACAUGUUUUCAUUCCAACUAAUGAGUUUUGGGACUUUGCACAGCGUUGCAUUUGUAAUACGUUUAUUUUUGGUUGCCUUUGGGAUUUAUCAGGAUAAAACUAUGGUGGUAAAAUACACCGACAUCGACUUUCACGUCUUUAUAGACGCAUCCAGACUUGUAACGCAGGGCGAGUCCCCGUACAACAGGUCUACCUACCGGUAUACACCGCUCCUGGCCUGGAUGUUAUCACCUAGCAUCUACUUGACCUCUCAUUUUGGGAAACUGCUCUUUGUGAUUUGCGAUGUGCUCUCUGGUUACCUCUUAUACAAAAUAUUGACACUUCGAGGUUUAUCCAGUGAUGCAGCCUGUUGUUUCUCAGCUCUCUGGCUUCUGAAUCCUUUACCAAUUGGUGUAUCAACACGUGGCAAUGCUGAAGCAUUGUUGGCUGUUUUGGUUUUGUCAACUCUCCUGUGUUUACAACUGAAGAGACAUUUUACAGCAGCAUUUCUCUUCGGUCUCUCUGUCCAUAUGAAAAUAUAUACAGUAAUAUAUGCUCUCCCCAUUGGCCUCUUUAUAUGCAAUUACAAGGAAUUGAAGAAGCAUUACAGAGGAAUUUUUAGCGUUAUCCAAAGUCUUUUCAGUAAGGAUCUGGCUCUGUUUGCUUUUAUUGCAGGAGUUGUGUUUCUUGGACUGACCUUGUCAUUUUAUUGCAUGUAUGGCUGGGAUUUCCUUCAAGAAACCUACUUCUACCAUCUAACAAGGCGGGACAUUCGUCAUAAUUUCUCCCCAUACUUCUAUAUGUUUUAUUUAACAGUGGAGAGUGAAUGGAGCUUUAUUCUGGGUCUAGUUACCUUUCUUCCCCAGGUUAUACUGUUGCUCUUUACGUCUUUGGCCUUCUAUGCUGACUUGCCUCUCUGCUGCUUCCUCAACACAGCCCUUUUUGUCAGCUUUAACAAAGUCUGCACCUCACAGUACUUUCUGUGGUAUCUGUGUUUACUGCCUCUGGUCCUGCCACACCUGAGACUCACAGUAAAGCAAGGAAUUGGGCUAUUGCUGUUGUGGUUCACUGGUCAGGGCUUGUGGUUGGCACCAGCUUACUACUUGGAGUUUGAAGGGUGCAACACAUUUAUGUAUAUAUGGUUUGCUGGCCUGCUGUUCCUCAUCAUCAACUCAUUCGUAAUGGUCCAGAUAAUCAACAAUUACAUACCAAAGACAGUUCAACAAAAAAAGAAAAUGAAAUAAACACUGGGAAAUAAAAUAUGAAAAUGAAUAAAUGAACAAAUAAUUAAUAAUAAGCGUUUUAAUAUGUUUAUUUUCUUAUUUCUGCCUCUGUUGUCUAUCAAAAUGGCAU
Tachysurus vachellii is the source of this 1514-nucleotide messenger RNA. It is a transcript of the gene pigm, whose product is annotated as phosphatidylinositol glycan anchor biosynthesis, class M. Gene Ontology annotation, molecular function: GPI mannosyltransferase activity; alpha-1,4-mannosyltransferase activity. The transcript is spliced from 5 exons. NCBI's taxonomy places the organism in Eukaryota, Metazoa, Chordata, Actinopteri, Siluriformes, Bagridae. Gene Ontology annotation, cellular component: glycosylphosphatidylinositol-mannosyltransferase I complex; membrane. The coding region runs from base 185 to 1405 and encodes 406 amino acids. Gene Ontology annotation, biological process: GPI anchor biosynthetic process. The record is from RefSeq and is a predicted model, not a curated record.